Trichophyton rubrum CBS 118892 is the source of this 1626-nucleotide messenger RNA. RefSeq lists its product as uncharacterized. The coding region runs from base 1 to 1626 and encodes 541 amino acids. NCBI's taxonomy places the organism in Eukaryota, Fungi, Ascomycota, Eurotiomycetes, Onygenales, Arthrodermataceae. The transcript has 2 exons. The record is from RefSeq and is a predicted model, not a curated record.
AUGAAUUCGACACCAGAAGGCCCCAACCCGCUGAGGCCUUACUACGUGCCGUCUCCCAUAGGGCUGUCCGAUAGCCAUGCCGCAUCCAAGGUCGUUUCGAGCGCGGCAGCAGAGAAUAUAGCGAGCUUUGGGACGUCCGCGCGGGAUAUACUGUCUGAUUUUGACUAUUCGGACUACCUGGGAGACUCCUCGCCGUCGGUGGCAGAGUCCAUCAAACAGCUAUUGGAGAAUGCAGCAAGGCGAUACUCGCGGGUUUUGAUGUCACAGCCAUUCGAGGUCGCAAAGACGAUACUACAGGUUUAUGUUGCCGAAGAUGCUGCCGCCGAAGUGGCAGAGGAGAGGAGAAAGCUGGAAAGGCGCCGAAUGGAGCAAGACGAAGCAGAGAAUGUAUUCGGUUCGGACGAUGAGAAUAGCUACUUUACUUCUGCUGCGCCUAAUGCGUCUACAUAUGCACCGUCUUCUAGGGGUCACCAAAAAGCUCCUCAGCGUGUAACUGACCGGGCUGGGUACAUACCACAGAGUGCUCAGCCAAAGUAUAUGCUGAAGAUAAGGGAUUCGUCAUCUAUGCUUGAUGUGCUAUCUCAACUCUGGACCACUAGCGGACCAACAUCAAUAUGGAAAGCUUCAAACACUACGUUUAUAUAUUCGAUACUCUUGCCUACUCUAAACACCUUUGUCCGGAGUCUUCUGUCUGCUAUUCUAGGCUACCCAGAAGAUUCCUUUUCCUCCUUUCCGGCCAGUGAUAUCCUAACAUCAACCUCACCAGGCACAGAUUUGAUACUCUCUUGCCUCUCAUCUGCUCUUUCAGCAAUAAUCCUAUCGCCAAUUGAUACCGCGCGAACCUAUUUAAUUCUUACACCACACGGCCGCGGAUCCCGUUCUCUCCUCCAUUCAAUCAGGCUUCUUCCAUCUCCCAGCUACAUGAUUUCACCCCAUCUUCUACCUAUUACCAUCCUUACAUCGACAUUACCGAAUCUAAUUUCUACCAGCGCCCCUCUUUUCCUAAAAUCAUAUUUGUCCCUUGACCCGACGCUUAACCCUUCUACAUGGAGUCUUUUCAGCCUUAUGGCCCAAGGCCUUGAGUUAACUGUGCGAGUACCCCUGGAAACUGUUCUCAGACGGGCACAGAUAGCGACCUUCACCUCUCCUGCUCUUCGCCGGCCGGGCGUAACAUACUCAGCCCCAAGCAUACCAUCACCUACCUCCAGUGGCCCGCCUACAACAUUGGAAGAAGCAUCGUCAAAUUCAAAUACUCCCUUGCCUACCAUUGUUCCAUCUCCCCAAAGCUAUAGAGGAAUUAUUGGCACGAUGUGGAAUAUUAUUUAUGAAGAAGGCACAAACCCAACACCCACGGACCUACACACGGUAGAACAGGUUCUCGGCCGUUCUCCCCAGGUAGGCAGACAGGGAAACCGGCAAAUCCAAAAACUUCGCAAAGGACAAGGCAUUCAAGGCCUUUACAGAAGCUGGAGACUUGAGAUGUGGGGUAUAGUUGGGCUCUGGGGAUCUAGCUUCCUUGGAACUCUUUUGAGCGGUGAAGAGGUCGAUAUUGCGCCUGAUUCUAUGGGCAAAAUGUCUCUUGGAUCCACUGGAGGCCAUGUAGGGACCGAGAAGGGUGCCUUCUAA